GUACAUCAAAAUUGUACAUCAGUACAGUACUUGAGUAAAAGUACUUUGCUACUAUCCCCCACUGCUAAUGUGACGCACUAUCAUCCUCAAACAAAUAUAUAUUCCGCAAAGCGUAUUUGGCAAGAUUGACCCAAAGGAGAUUCCGUAGUUCCGUGCUAACACAGUUGUAAGGCUAUAGUGCUACAUUGUGACAGUUAUGUGCCGUUUCUCCGCAAGCAAUUGGACAAAUAAGUAAAAUAAACUCAGUAUUUAAUGUUUAAUUUUAAGUUUUGCUGUAGCUGAGUUUAUGUCGCACACUGGAGGUCAUUUCGUGUGAUUUGCUAACCUAGCGGUACAGUGUAUGGUAGGUAGCUAGCUAGCUGUUUAACCAACGACAACGUCAUUAGAAGAGAAUCAGAAACAGACGCCGAGACAAAAAGGAGCCUCUGCUGUCAGUGAGAAAUAAACCACCUGCUCUGCCACGAUGAACGUCGCUAAAAGUGGUUAUCGUGUCUUUUCCGCAAACUCCUCCGUAGCAUGCACAGAAUUGGCAAAGAAGAUAACGGAGAGACUGGGAGUUGAACUGGGGAAGUCUGUGGUCUUUCAGGAAUCUAACAGAGAAACUAGAGUGGAUGUGAAAGAAUCAGUUCGUGGACAAACUAUCUUCAUCAUCCAGACCAUACCGCGAGAUGUAAACACGGCUAUUAUGGAGCUGCUGGUAAUGGCCUACGCCCUCAAGACCUCUUGUGCAAAGAACAUCAUUGGAGUCAUUCCUUACUUCCCCUACAGCAAACAGUGCAAGAUGAGGAAGAGGGGCUCAAUAGUUAGCAAGUUGUUAGCUUCAAUGCUAGCGAAAGCAGGGAUAACACAUAUUAUCACCAUGGACUUGCAUCAGAAGGAGAUCCAGGGCUUCUUCAGCUUCCCAGUAGACAACCUGCGUGCCUCUCCUUUCUUGAUUCAGUACAUCCAAGAAGAGAUUCCUGAUUACAGGAAUGCCAUCAUUGUGGCCAAGUCACCAUCAGCAGCAAAGAGGGCGCAGUCCUAUGCAGAGCGCCUGCGUCUGGGUCUGGCUGUGAUUCACGGCGAGGCUCAGUGUUCAGAGUCCGACAUGGCUGACGGCAGACACUCCCCACCUUGUGUACGCAACACCACCGGACACACAGGACUGGAGCUUCCUCCAGGCAAACAACAAGCUCCGUUCCCCGGCAUAGAGCUCCCAAUAAUGAUGGCCAAGGAGAAACCCCCCAUCACUGUAGUCGGAGACGUGGGAGGGAGGAUUGCCAUCAUUGUGGAUGACAUUAUAGACGAUGUGGGAGACUUUGUUGCAGCUGCAGAGAUCCUGAAAGAGAGAGGAGCGUAUAAGAUUUAUGUCAUGGCCACACACGGCUUACUGUCGGCCGAUGCUCCACGCCUCAUCGAGGAAUCCGCCAUCGAUGAGGUGGUGGUAACCAACACAGUCCCCCAUGAAGUACAGAAGCUACAGUGUCCCAAAAUCAAGACGGUGGACGUCAGCAUGAUAUUAGCUGAGGCCAUCCGGCGCAUCCACAACGGAGAGUCCAUGGCUUACCUGUUCCGCAACAUCACCACGGACGACUAAAGCUCAGAGGGAGAGGAGGGAGAGGUGGGUGGGACAGGGACUGAAGCAGGAGCACUUCUACCCAGUGCUGAAAAACAUGCUAACGCCAUGAUCCAUGUGUUGUAUGUCAGGACUACAUGUAUCAGUUAAAGAAGUUAAAAAAGUUAAUACUAUCUAGUUAUUAAAUUAAACUUCUUUUCAAAAGGUGUAAACAUGUGCAUUUUUAGUUUGAGAAAACCUGACAAAAUGGCAAACUUUGAUGUAUUCAGUCAUGUUUUGAAGCCACUCCUCGUCACGCUGCGGUUUUCCAACUUUUGCAAAAAAUGCUUUAAAUUUAAACAAUUAUUUUGUCUUACGCUGCGCCGUUACCUCAUCUAAGGAAUGAGCUUCAACAGCAAUACAUAAGAGAAACAGUUCUCCAGUAUCAAGCGUUUGUGCUUUACUAACAAUUCUCCAUCUGUGACGGGGCUGUGACAUCUUUGUAUUAAAUGCGUGUUUUAUUUCAAACCACAGAGUCAACACUGCUUAUCGUUGCCCGGAUUGAUCUUAUGCACCUUUUUUUUGAAUAUUUGGAUGCUUGGUCAAAUGUCCUAUGUGACACAAAAAGGUUUUCAACACUGGUAGAAAUGAAUGGAUAAUACGUUUAUGUUGUGUAUAUAUUAGGGGGGUUAGUUCAACUAAAUUAUGACAACAUAUGUUUCCCUACCUUCUGUUAGAGAACAUAGUUUUGGUUAAGUGCUUCUGUUUGUUUCUGCUGGUACCUCUGUGCAGUGGAGGUUAAUGGAAUCUCAUUUAUGGUCCUCAAAGUUUUUAUAUGCUUUGUUUGAAAAAGUAAAAUGAGCGGCUCAAACAAUGUUGAAGUCUUAAGCUUGAGUGUUGAACCAGCACCUGAAUGUAAUGUGGUCUUUGAGUGGCUCCAUGCUUAAGGUGCAUCACUUUUUAGAAAGACAACCAAGAAAAAAUGUGGUUGUUUAUGUACUGAACCAAAGUAAUUGGAAACUGAUGGCUGCUUGAAAGGAAGGAUGUGCAAAAAAAUAGCCAGCAUUAAUGUGAAAUAUGUGCGUAUUUACUCAACUGGCGAAAAAAGCACUGUAGUCUUGAUGUACAUGGACAACAUACUUUGAUAUUUUCCCAUUUAAAAACUGUGAACAAGCACCCCCUUUGUGCCCUCUGAAUAAACUUCAAGGUGUGUAUUUCUGUGAGGUUCAAGCCUUCUGCUCAGGGAAAUAUACUGAAAAAAAACCACAAUUAUUCGUUCAACGUUUGUUUCCAUUUCACAUGUUGAUAUGUUUCCCAUACUGAAUGCCUUUUGCUACGUUUUGUUGUAAUUAUGGAUACUGGGAUUCUCCUGAUGUGCUAAUCGAUGGGUAUUUUCGAUCCUUAAUGCACAAUGGUGUUGUAUUGGCACAGAUGUGAAGGUUGUCGAUAUUAAAUGCUGUUGCUAUGCAGACUCAAAUGUUAUCCGUCACUGGUGUACUAAAUGUCGUUUACGAAUAAAAUGUUCCCCUGACUUGAA
Messenger RNA from Trematomus bernacchii (emerald rockcod), 3071 nucleotides. RefSeq names its product phosphoribosyl pyrophosphate synthase-associated protein 1. The record is from RefSeq and is a predicted model, not a curated record. Gene Ontology annotation, biological process: 5-phosphoribose 1-diphosphate biosynthetic process; purine nucleotide biosynthetic process. Bases 464 to 1576 code for a protein of 370 amino acids. Gene Ontology annotation, molecular function: magnesium ion binding; ribose phosphate diphosphokinase activity. The transcript is spliced from 11 exons. NCBI's taxonomy places the organism in Eukaryota, Metazoa, Chordata, Actinopteri, Perciformes, Nototheniidae. Gene Ontology annotation, cellular component: ribose phosphate diphosphokinase complex; cytoplasm.